AUGGCUGCGGCCGCGGUUUCGACGUUCUCCCCUUUAGGGUGGGCAGAAGGCGCAUAUGGAUGGAGGACGACGACCCAACCAUCGACGACUGGGUGGGAUGAGUCCGACGUGCGUAUUCGUUUGCGCAUGAUCGCGCGCGCCUGGGAAUCUGCUUCACACCAUCUCCAGGACGACGAACCACCAACUAUCCCGGCACCCAACCUGGAUUCCUUCGACGAGAUCAAAUUAGAUGAUACAGGCGGAGGCGGCAACGGCACGCUUGACAUCAAUUUUGGCUCAACGGACACCAAGAAGUCAGGUUUUGGCGCCUGGGGUACAAACUGGACAUCAGGCACGGGUUUAGGGAGCACGUGGGAUUGGUCCGGGGCUAACAAGAAUGCAGCCGCGAACACGCCAGCAGAGGCGAAGGAAGAGGUCGAUUCAAAUCCCUGGGGCAUCAGCAGUGCAAAGUCGAAGAAGAAGAGCACAACACUCGGGUUCAGCUUCGGCGAAGAAACGGCAGCCGACCCGGAGCCGGCACCAGAACCGCCAAAGGAAGAGGAGAAGAAAGAUGAUCCCUGGGGCUUCGCUACCGCAACGUCGAAGAAAGAUAAGAAGAAGAAGAAGGCCAGCAUUUGGGGCGAGCCUGCGGAAGAGGAGAAAGAAGAACCGCCCAAGGUAGAAACCCCUGCUGACGACCCAUGGGGUUCAUGGGGUACCACAACUAAGAAAAAGGGCAAGAAGGACCCUGAACCCGAACCGCCCAAAGAAGAGACCAAACAGGACGACAUCUGGGAUACCUGGGGCUUGGGUAAGAAGAAGAAGAAAGAGGAACCGGCGGCGAUCCCAGAACCUGAACCGGUCCCCGAGCCCGCGCCCGACCCACCAGCUACCGAAGCGGAUCCUUGGAGUUGGGGAACAUCGGCGAGUAAGAAGGACAAGAAGAAGAAGAAGGGCCUUCUCGACCUCGAACCACCCAAAGAGCCAGAUCCACCUCCAGCGCCUGAGCCGGAACCAGAGCCGGAACCAGAGCCCGAGCCCGAGCCCGAACCGGAGCCGCCGAAAGUUGAAGUAGAUCCUUUUGCCGGUAUGACCAAAUCGCAGAAGAAGAAGAAGAUGAGGGAGAUGGCUGCCGCCGAGGCCGCUGCCGCCGAAGCUGCCGCUGCCGAAGCCGCUGCUGCCGCCGAAGCCGAGGCCGCUGCUGCCGCCGCCGCUGAAGCAGAAGAGGCCGCUCGCAUCGAGGAAGAGGAGCGGCUCGCGAAAGAAGCCGAAGAGCAAGCAGCGAAGGAGGCAGCCGAGGCAGAGGAGGCAGCAAAAGCGGCAGAAGCGGCCAAGGCAGCGGCCGCAGUAGAUGACUUCGGAUGGGGUGUAACGACCAAGAGCAAAAAGAAGAAGAAGGGCAAAUCUGAACCCGAGCCCGAACCGGUCCCUCCACCACCGCCACCUGCUCCUGAGCCUGAACCGGAGCCGGAAAAGAAAGACGACCCCUGGGGCUUCACCACCACAACCUCGAAGAAGGACAAGAAGAAGAAGAAGGGGCUUCUUGCCGAUCCUGAACCUCCCAAGGAGCCUGAGCCCGAACCGGAGCCAGUGGCGGAACCAGAGCCCGAACCAGAGCCGGAACCUGAGAAACCAGCGGAAGAUGACUUUUGGACCAGCCUGGGGUCUUCCAAGAAGGACAAGAAGAAGAAGAAGGGCAAGAGUGCUGAACCUGAGCCUGAGCCCGAGCCGGUCCCUGAACCUGCUCCAGAUCCUCCUGCUGCCGAGCCAGAGCCGGAACCGUCCGCAGAGGAUGACUGGGCGAGCUUUGGCCUCUCUACCAAGAAAGACAAGAAAAAAAAGAGCAAGUCGGCAGAUCCUGACCCUGAGCCUGAACCCGUACCGGAUCCACCAGCUGCGGAAGCGGAGCCGGAGCCAGAGAAAAAGGACGAUGACGACUUCUGGGGCGCUGUUUCUUCGAAGAAGGAUAAGAAGAAGAAGAAAGAGGCCGAAGCUGAAAAGCCCAAGGAAGACUCAUGGGGCAUCUGGGGUCUAUCUUCCAAGAAGGACAAGGACAAGGAUAAGGACAAGGAUAAGGACAAAGAGAAGGAGAAGAAGAAGAAGAGCAAAGAGACCCCGCCUGCAGAAGACCCGAAGGCAGAACCGACCGAGGACGACGACUUGACGUCGAGCAAGUCAGAAAAGAAGAAAAAGAAGAAGGACGCCAUGGCCUUGGUUGAGUUCGGCGGGGAAGAAGACGAGGCCACCCCUGCCGAGGAAGCUCCUCCCGCUGUGCCCGACAUUUCCGACCCCCUUGAUGGAGAUGACUUUUUCAGCUCCUGGAACAUCGGCAAGAAGGACAAGAAGAAGAAGGGAGCCGACGCCGAAGUUGCCUCAGUAAAGCCUGAUGCGAUUGAGGAGCCAGCGGACGACAUUUGGGGGACAUCGUCGUCCAAGAAAAAGAAGGACAAAUCCAAGAACCAACCCGUGGAAGUCAUGGACGAAGAGCCCAAUAUGGAUUCCGUACAACCGGAUUCCGUCGAGGAGACCAGAGACAAAGGCGAAGAUGACGAUUGGGCCGCCUGGGGAUCCUCGAAAAAGAAGUCUAAGAAUCGUAAGGACAUACUCGCCGACCCUCCACCGCCAGCUCCCACCCCUCCCACAUUGGACAUGACUGAGCCUGAAGCAGAACCAGAACCUGAGAAAGACAAAUCCAGCUUUUGGGGCGACUUGACCUCUUCCAAGUCCAAGUCCAAAGACAAGGACAAGGACAAAGACAAGGAAAAGGAGAAGUCUAAAAAAGAACCCAAGUUAAGCGAGAAGGAGCUCAAGAAGCUCGAAAAGGAGAAGAAGAAGGCCGAGAAAGAAGAAGCUGCGCGCAAAGCCAAAGAAGAGGAAGACGCUGCAGCCGCUGCAGCCGAAGAAGCAGCUAAGGAAGAGGAGGAGCGUCUUGCUCGAGAAGCGGAAGAGGCUGCUGUUGCCGAGGCCGCUGAGGCUGCCGAGAAGGCUCGAUUCGAAGAGGAACAGGCCGCCAAGAUCGCCGACGAAGAAGAACAGUUCGCUGCUCUGGAGGCCAAGAAGCUCAAGAAGGGCAAAUUGACCAAGAAAGACCAGGCCGUCUACGAUCAACUGAAGGAGUCCGUCGAUCAACGCGCCGCAGAUCAAGCUGCUGCAGAAGCCGCCGCUGCCGCCGCCGCCGAAGCAGAAGAGGCCGCCCGUAUCGAGGAAGAGGAGCGAUUUGCGAAAGAAGCUGAAGAGCAAGCGGCCAAGGAGGCCGAGGAACAGGCAGCGCGUGAACGAGAGGAGGCCGAGGCUGCGGAGAAGAAGUCGAAGAAGAGUUCCAAGACGGAGAAGGAGUCCAAGUCCAAGUCCAAGUCCAAGGAAAAAGAGAAGGAAAAAGAGAAGGAGAAGGAGAAGAAGGACAAGAAGGAGAAGAAGGACAAAAAGAGCAAGGAUAAGGACAAGGACAAGGACGAAGACCCCGAGCCAGUUCCGGAGAUUGGCAACGAUGAUGACCUGCCCGACAUCGAGCUUACUGAAGAGCAAGUGGAAGAGCUCCUGGCCGACCCGGAACCUGCAGAACCCGAUCCUCCUCCGCCACCCCCGGCACCGGAACCCAAGCCGUCCAACGAUGCGUUCAGCUUCUGGGGCGUUGGCACUAAGAAGUCUAAGAAAGCUCAAGAAGGUGCGAAUUUCGGCUGGAAUGACACGACUACCUCAUCCGCCAUAAACAGCGAUGCCCCGACCUGGAUGCAAACGUCUAUGGCUCGUAAGGGCAAAGGAACGAAGAUUACUGACAGAUUAAAAGCAUUUGAACCGACGCCGCCGCCAGAAGACGAACCAGCCCCUGUUGUUGAGGAACUUGCGCCCGAGGAACCGCCACCAGAGGACCCAACCCCAGAGGAGGAACCUGUUCCCGAGGAUCCCGUUCCGCCGCCUCCGCCUCCGCCGGUCGCGUUGUCAAAGGAAGAGAGGAAACGGCUCAAGAAGGAGAAGAAGCGUGCUGAAGCUGGGCUUGCGCCGCCGCCGCCACCGCCGCCUCCUGUCGAGGAACCACCGUUAGUCGAUGUCGAGGAACCAGCUGACGAGAACAAGUCUUCGGAACCCCCAGGAGCUUUCCCAGCUGAUGAGGACGAGAACGAGAUCAUCGAAGUGAUUGAAAUGCCAGUGGAGAAGAAGAAGAAAAAGAGCAAAAAGAACAGGGAAAAGGACCUUCUUGCUGAGGACGUCCCUCCUCCGCCUGCUCCUCCACCACCCCCGGCCGUACCUGAAGUCCCCGCGCCUGAAGAGCCCACCGCUGAAGAGGAGCUCAAAAAAGACCGGGCCAAGAUCAGCCGCGAAGGUUCAUCGUGGGGCAUGUGGUCGGCCUCGGCACCUCGCGAAAAGGACAGAGAACGUGAGCGUGAGCGUGGCCGCGACCGCGACCGCGAGAGGGAUCGAAAGUCCAAGCAUAAGUCUGAGAGACGUGAGAGGAAACACACGACUGGCGACAAAGAAGAAGGCAAAAGCUCGUCCAAGGGCUCCAGCUCUGGUAAAGGCGACCGCGCCGAGAAAGACAUGGAGACGCCGGCGCCUGCACGGCCAAAGCUCACGUCCAUGUUCAGCACCCCUCCUAUUUCCCGGACGACCUCAACCCGGGACCGGCGUCACGGAUCCAGUGGCCGGCCGUCACGCCGUCACUCUGUUGACCCUACCGGCUUGGUAUCACCACCCUCAGAGAAUGCGCCCCCGAUGUCUUCUAAAGCUGCCAAAGUCCUUGGCGUCGACAAACCAAGCAGACGACGCAAGCAUGCUCCUGCCGACGACGAUGACAUUGUAAUGGUCGGGGCGAAUGGUGAUGGAGAAGAUGCCAGCCCCCCCAAGUCCUCUCGCCGACGAUCCAGAUAUCCCAAAGAUGACGACAUUGUGAUGGUGGAUGCCGACGGCCCUUCGGAGCCACCACCCAUGAAACGGUCCAACUCGAGUGCCAAGAAGGGCCUCGGUGGGUUAUUCAGUGGCCUCCGAACUCCCAAGACGGAGCGUCCGGACCCAUUGCGAAGGCGUCACACAUACGCGACCGAUGACGACAGUAGGCGCGAACGCCGCAAAGGCUCCUCUGGUGAUGCCGAAGACGCUGACCCGUCAGCAAUGACCGACAUGGACCAGGAGGCUCGCCGUGCUGCCCGUCGUGCACGACGUGCUGCAAGGGAUGCCGAGGCCGAGAUUAUCGACCCGGAAGCCGAUGAGGCACGUCGCGCCGCCAAGGAAGAGGCCAGGCGUGAGCGUCGCCGCCGAAGGGAAGAAGAAGACGCCGAGGCGCGGAAGCAAGAGGAAAAGGAGGCGAGACGCGCAGAACGACGCGCAGCCCGCCAACGUGACGAAGAAGACAGGAGAGCGGCCGACGACCGAGAGGCUGAGCGGGCCGAGCGGCGACGACGCCGCAAGGAACGUGAGGCUGCUGCUGCCGCCGCCGAGGCAGACGCGGAGGCUAGACGAGCAGCACGUGAAGAACGCCGGCGCGCCCGCGAUGUUGGCGGAACUGAAGACGAAGAAGCUCGAAGGGCCAGGCGAGAAGCUCGACGCGCCGCUCGUGCGACCGGGGAAGCGACAGAUGGAGAAGAAGUCCGCCACCGUGGCAGUCGAAGGCGGUCCACCCGGGAGUCGGGUGACGAAGCGCUGCAAUCAUCGCACCACCGCUACCGACGCGAUGAGGAGGCGAGGCCGGUUUGGCCCCACUCCGGAACCUCAUCAUGGGUCAAGGAGCACUCCGAUGCGGGUCCGCCCCCGGAGGACGGCGGACAAACCGACGCCGUACCGCAGACCGAGGACGAAGCGCGUCGCGAGCGGCGCGAGCGUCGGCGCAGAGCCAAGUACGAAGACGGCACCGCCGAUGAGGCCGAGGAUCGCCGCCGCAGGGCCCGCCGUGAGGAGCGCGAGCGCAGAUACGGGGCGGUAGCGGAGGCGUCGGCGGCGGCGGGUCGGAAGGCAGCGACGAGCGGCGGCGACAGGCCAUGUUCUCCGACGCAACGGCGACGCCGCGGAGUAGCUGGUGGAGGAAGCUGA
This is a messenger RNA of Colletotrichum spaethianum, 6000 nucleotides long. RefSeq lists its product as uncharacterized. The record is from RefSeq and is a predicted model, not a curated record. The transcript has 4 exons. Lineage: Eukaryota; Fungi; Ascomycota; Sordariomycetes; Glomerellales; Glomerellaceae. Bases 1 to 6000 code for a protein of 1999 amino acids.